Limulus polyphemus (Atlantic horseshoe crab) is the source of this 4301-nucleotide messenger RNA. RefSeq names its product transforming growth factor-beta receptor-associated protein 1-like. Gene Ontology annotation, cellular component: membrane; cytoplasm. Gene Ontology annotation, molecular function: protein binding. The annotation marks the transcript as partial. Gene Ontology annotation, biological process: intracellular protein transport; vesicle-mediated transport; endosomal vesicle fusion. Lineage: Eukaryota; Metazoa; Arthropoda; Merostomata; Xiphosura; Limulidae. The record is from RefSeq and is a predicted model, not a curated record. The transcript is spliced from 20 exons.
UGUUUUUUUCCUGGAUUAAAAGAUAUUUUGAAUUAUUGUUGUAUAAUUGAUGUUUUUCUUUUUCAGAUUGAAUGUUUGGAAUGUUGUGGCAAGUAUUUGUAUGUAGGUAUAAGAGACAGUUUUGUUAUUCAGUAUACACUAGAAGAAGUUCAGGAUGGAGAGGGGAGAACUUUAUUUUCUUACACGAAGCAGCGGCAGAGAUAUCUGGGAUAUAAAAAACCAGUAGUUCAGAUAAAAGCUUCUUCAGCACUAAAUAGGGUGAUUUGUUUAUGUGAUGGCAACCUGGUGUUCACAGACAUGUCAGAUCUAGAGCCUCAGAACUAUCCAUCGAAGGUGAAAUCAGUGUCUUGUUUUUGCUUGAAUGAGAACCCUGGUGGCAAUAAUCCGUUUGUUAUUGAACUUUGUGUUGCUAGAAAACGACAACUUCAGUUGUAUGGCUUGACCGAAGACAAGCUGUCUCAUAUUAAAGACAUUACCUUACCUGAAACAGCAUUAACUAUAGCAAUGGAUGGUCAGUACGUGUGUGCAGCUCUCAGUUCCCAGUAUGUGAUAGCUGAUUGUUGGAACAGUUUCAGCCAGCAUCUUUUCCCAUAUGAGAGUGACUUAACAACACCACUUGUAAAGCGAAUCACCAGGGACUUGCUAAGGUUAUAUUGCCUUUAUUACUGUACCUCGCCAGUUCUAAUGCUUCAGCUACUUUCUUGUCUGCAAGAAGGGCUUGAACCUAUAAAAAAUAAACGACACUCAUUGGACUCAAUUAUUGACUCCCCUUCAAUUUGGCAAGUCCUGAUAAAACGUAAAAUCAAGUUUUCUGUACGUCUAAUUAUCACCUUUAACGAGACUCAGUUUCAAAAGACAUUCCUCAAAAUUCAACAGCAGGCUGGGUUUAUCCAGUUGUCCCUCUUUAUGUUUGAAGAGGCUAAAGAACUGUUUCUAAAAGGGUUACUGGAUAUUCGAGAGCUGAUAAGUAUUUAUCCCAGUCUGCUUCCUGCAUCAUCUGACUUUGUUCGAUGCGUUCCUCCUCUACAUGACAUUGCAGAUGUUGAGCAGCUGUGUCAGAAUUCUCCAGGAAAACUAGAAGAGUGUAAAAUUUUCUUGAUGACUUUCCUAGAAGAAAUCCAAAGUAAACCUGGAAUUGGUUUCAAGUUGGAAGUGGACACUGCUUUGCUGAAACUCUAUGCUGAAUUGAAUAAAGAGAAGUUGAUCAUUCUUGUCAGCAGUGGAGACAAUGGAUGUGACCCUGCAGAAGGAGCAGAUUAUCUCUUUAAUCACCAACACUACCACGGGUUGGCAUUAUUUCACAAGACUCGGGGAGAUCUGGAAAAGGCCCUACAAACUUGGAGCAAACUUGUUGCAGGUGAAUAUACAGACAGCUGCUUUCCGGGACUUGAAUAUCUUGUCCAAAUUCUAGCUUGCCUUCAAGACCAUAAACUAGUUUGGAAAUAUGCAGACUUUGUGAUGGAGAGGGACCAAAAUCUUGCUAUAAAGAUAUUUACAGAGAGGCCCAGUAAUGAUCCACCAACAGAACGUAUGCGUCCUGAUGUAGUUGUUGACUUUCUCCAUCGGUAUCCUGUUGCUCUCGUCCUCUUUCUGGAAUACUUAGUGUUUCAAAGAAAAUUAGAGAAAGAGAAAUACCAUACUCACUUAGCUGUUCUAUACCUUGAAAAUAUUUUGAGGUUAAGAAAAAGUCAAAGUAUUGAUCCUAUAAAGGUCACUGAUGCCAGGAAGAAGUUACAACAUCUACUUCAUUUUUCAUCUGCCUAUCGUGUGCAACUCCUCUUAGGAAAAGCUCUGGAGAAUAAUCUUCAUGCUGAAUGUGCAAUUUUAUAUGGAAAGCUUGAAGAACAUGAAAAAGCUCUUCGUAUUUUAGUGCACAAGCUAGAGGAUUAUACCGGAGCUGAGAAUUAUUGUCUGCGGCUAUCAGAAGGUAAAGAGAGAAAGACACGACAUAGGCUUUUCCACACACUUUUGGGAGUGUAUCUUGACCCUGACUUAGAUGAAAAACAUAGAGAAGAAUUGUUAGCCCCAGCAGUUCAACUGUUAAACAGUGAAGAGGCAGAGUUUGAUGCUGUAAAGGUCCUCCAGCUCAUACCUGAACAGUGGUCAGUAGCUAUUGUUGACCAGUUCUUGAAUAAGGCCCUAAGAACUUCUCUCCACAGACUUUGUACCACCAGAAUUGAAAGUGCUCUUGCUCGUGGAGAAAACUUGCAGACUCGCUUCUCCAAGAUCCACAUAGAACAGGAUGUUUUGGUGUUGACAGAUGAUAGGGUGUGUGGAGUGUGUAAACGUCCUUUCACUGAAGCAGCAUUUGCUUGGUAUCCCAACAACAUCAUCAUUCACCCACAGUGUGCGAAAAACUCACUGAUGUGUCCAGUUACGGGCAAUGUCUUUGGUUGUACAGACUUGAAACCAAGGUGACAGAAACUUUGUUAAGUUUGUGGGUCCUGUGUUUCGUAAUGAACUGACUUAGAACUAAGUAACAUCAAUUCGAGUUAGAAGCUCGGGAAUUUCAACACCCUUUUCCAGCAACCUUACUUUAAUCUCAGCUGAAUGAACUUAAAUCACAUUAAAUAUGUGAGUUUUGUUUGGUUAUUGCUUAGCUUGGGUGACAACAUUUGGAAGUGUGGGAACUAAGGUUACUGUUCGAUUAUUGUUAUGAUCACAUUAUAGGUCCUCAACUGAUCAAAACUUUUUUUAUUAGCUAAUAAUGGUUUCUGUAAAAACUCUUAGAACUUUUGAUAAAUUUGUAGACUUCACAUGAUGGAGCUUGAUUUCCCAGUGAAUUUGUACAUUUUUCUGUUUUGUUAAAUUGGAUCGAACAUGUAUCUAUGAUGGGUUAUGUAGUUUGAAAGGAAUGCCAUUUGAGACGUCUUUCAUAAAUGAAAAAAUCAUCAUGGCUGCUGUUGAACUAACUAAUCAUGUAAUAAGCCAUGUUAUGCAGUUUCAAAAUCACAACUUUAAUGUUUCUAGCAUUGUUAAUGAAUUCUUUUAGACCAGGUGAAAGGUCUAACUCGUACAUUUUGUUGACAUUAACACAAAAUUUUAAACACAGGAAGUUGCAAGUGCUAGAAGUCAUUGCAUGGGAAUGUUCGAAUUGUCUUCAGCUAUUGCAGGGUAAUUAUCAGAUCCCUUGUUAUGGUUCACAAACCUAGACAUACUUCUGUUCAAGAGAAUAUAAUAGAGGUAUAUUAUAAUUAUUUAUAAAGGUGUAUGUCUAUUCACACUCAGCUUCUCCUAAGAAAUUAUAAAUAACAAUAAAUGACCUUAUUAAUAAAAUCUAUCAUGCACUUGAUUCUCUGUACAUUUUUUUAAGUUACUGUAACUGUUUACUGUUGUUUCAGAGGCUGAUAAGACUGACAGGAAUUGUAUCUUAUAAUUGACUCAAAGAACGUAGGAGAAGCGAUCAAUAUGUUUAGUUGGAAUUUUUAACUGUUGUAAUAGUUUUAUGGCUGAUAGUAAACACUUUAGUUACAAAGUUUAAUAUGAGAGACUUGCAAUAUGUUUGAGAUGCUAAAAAAACACGAAAGAGAAUUCACAAACGCUGCCCCUAUUAAACUUCAUCAUUACAUUUAUGUUUACCUUAGAAAUACUACUACUUUUACCUUAGCAGUAGUUUGUGGUAAUAUCUUUGCUUGAGCUUCAGUUCGUGGUAUUAUCCUUACUUUAGUAGCAAUACAUGCUAUUACCUUUACCUUAGCAACAGUGUACAGGUGUCCAAAAAGUCUGUAACCACAGGCACUUCAAUGAAUUUUAUAAAAUGUGUACCACAUGCUGUUCUUCUAAUUCUAAACAAGUUUGGAUUAACAGCAGGAUUAACUUGACCUUCACAUGCUUUAACAGCGCCAUAAUAAGUCACAUAUCUGAAAUUAGGAAAAGCUGCAAAUCACCUAUGGUUACAGACUUUUCAGACACCCUGUAGAGAAUAACUUGAUAAUUGUGUUGGUGAAAUCCUGUUUGAUUUGUUAUUCUCUCAGGUUUUUAUGAACCACAUUUAUAAGUGAUCCAAACGUCAGUAUAUUACAAAUCCUGUAACAGUCUUUAUCUUGUUUUCUAUAUAAUUUUAUUGAAUAUACAGAAAAAUGACAAAUAUAUUAAUUUGAAAAGGAGAUAUUUAUUCACUUCCAGAAAUUGCUUUAAAGUAGAAAGAGGAAGUAUUUUGUGUUUGUUCAUUAAAUUAAUUCUCCCAUUUGAUUUAUAAAGAAGCUCUUAGAAUAGAGAUAGUGGAACUUAUUUGAAGAAGAGCACUGAUGAUGUUGACAGGGAUAAAUAUUUCGUGAUACAUAAUAAAAAAUGUAAAAGAU